CUUAUCAGGUCUUGGCCUCACUGCGGCUGGCCUCUUUUCACCAUUGUUUUCGCUUCCGAAGGGAGACAUUCGGCGACAUUCCUUGGGAGAAGCGGAAGCUCCCAGCGUCAGGCCUCCGCGUUAGGCCGUGCUGACCUUUUGAUACAUCAAUUCCCGUUCAUUUAUUCCUGCACUCCAUUUAUUAACCAAAAUUUCUAGGCAUGGAACCCACUGAUGGGCCCUGGGCAGGAUAGAUAGAUAGUGCUUCUUCCCUGGCGCACUUUUUCGAGGGAGGGGUGUGGUGUGUGUGUGUGGCGGGGUGUGCACCUGGCUGGUGAAAAGAGGACUUCAUUUAUCCAUUAAUUCAACAAAUAUUCAGCAAAUAUUUAUUGAACAAUUGUAGUGUGCCAGGCACUGUGCUAGGCGUUGCACAGAUGAAGUUCCUGUCUUAAUGUAGGUAAUAGUCCAGAGGAACAGAUACUAAUCAAAGAAUCCAUAGAAAUGCAAAAUUAUGGUAGUGAUAAAUGUCAGGAAAAAAGGUUCACAGUUCUGAGAAGGUGUAUAAUUGGAGCAUUUGCCUCAUUGUGAGGACUCGGGAGUCAGAAUCGAGCCUUGGUUAAUAUUUUUAUCUUUAAAAAUAGCGUGUAAUAUUUAAGAAAGCCUUGUCAUGAUCAAGUUUUCAUUUUGGAAAGCGAUUCUGGCUGCAGUGUGGAGAACAAAUUAGAGCCAAAAUAGAGGACAGCUAGGAUUAGAUAAGAGUGAUGGCAGAAGAAAAAUGCAGGGAAUUCAUGGUUUAUUAAGGAGAUGAAAUCAAUAGGGCUUGAAGAUAAGGUUUGGUUGUGAGUGAGGAGUCAGCACUGUUGGGGUUUUAGAUUUCUAUUUCUCUUCAGCGGGAGAGGAAACACUGGAAAAGGACCAGACGAGGAGCUGAUGAAUUUUGAGGUGUCCUAUGGUGUACAAACUGGAUAUGGCUCUCCAAGAAACAAUUAUAAUUACAUGUGACAACUGCUAUGAUAGAGGAAGUGCAGGAUCCCAUGGGAGCACCAGGAAUUGAUGAGUGAUAGGAGGCAAAGGGCCUCCUAGAAGAGGUGGUGCUCAGAGAUAAAUAAAAAUGCUUAAUAGAUUAUUACAGAGCUUGCUCUGAGACGCUGUAUGGAUUUCUGGAAUUUUGAAAGUGACUUUCUGAGCUGGUCAGGAAGACUUUAGAGAAGUGCUAAGCCAUGAACAAUGGGGAAAAUUUACACUCAAGAUGCUAGGAGAAGUAACUACCCCAGAGAAUGGCAAGAGCAGAGAGUAAUCAGAUUGGCAGCAGGGAAGGUUUAUGUUAGGGAAACUCGGAGAAGGCCCUGGGACUUGUGUAAGGCUGUGGUUCUGCAGGCAAUUGAUUUUCUUAAUGUUUUUAAGUUUUAAACUCUUGGGUGUCUGAAGGAUGGAUUGGAAGAAGAGAAGGCAUCAGAGGAAGUCUUGGCUUGUGGAGAUGUUGAAGGAAAGUUUGAUAUGUUAUUCAAUAGAGUUCGAACAAUUCAGAAGAAAAGUGGAAACUUUGAUCUGCUGUUGUGUGUAGGAAAUUUCUUUGGCUCCAUUCCAAAUGCUGAAUGGGAGGAGUAUAAAACUGGCAUCAAGAAAGCUCCUAUUCAGACAUAUGUGCUAGGUGCCAACAACCAAGAAACAGUAAAAUAUUUCCAAGAUGCUGAUGGGUGUGAAUUAGCUGAAAACAUUACUUAUCUGGGUCGUAAAGGUGUCUUCACCGGAAGCUCGGGACUACAGAUUGUGUACCUCAGUGGGACAGAGUCCUUAAGUGAGCCAGUCCCAGGUUACAGUUUUAGUCCCAAAGAUGUGUCUUUCCUGAGGACAAUGCUGUGUUCAACAUCCCAGUUUAAGGGUGUUGAUAUCUUGCUCACAUCCCCAUGGCCCAAAUAUGUGGGGAACUUUGGGAAUUCUUCUGGAGAAGUGGAUACCAAAAAAUGUGGCUCUGCUUUGGUCUCCAGUCUUGCCACAGUCUUGAAACCAAGAUAUCAUUUUGCUGCUUUGGAAAAGACCUAUUAUGAGAGGCUUCCAUAUCGAAACCACAUCGUUCUGCAGGAAAAUGCACAACAUGCCACCAGGUUCAUAGCUCUGGCUAAUGUUGGAAAUCCAGAGAAGAAAAAGUAUCUUUAUGCAUUCAGUAUUACUCCCUUGAAACUAAUGGAUGCAGCAGAACUGGUAAAACAGCCUCCAGAUGUCACUGAAAACCCUUACAGAAAAUCUGGGAAGGAAGUAUCCAUAGGAAAGCAAAUUCCUUCCCCUGAGGAAGAGUCAGCCUGUCAAUUUUUCUUUGAUAUAAAUGAAAAGCAGGGAAGGAAGCGUUCAUCUACAGGCAGAGAUAGCAAGUCCUCUUCUCACUCAAAGCAGCCUCGCAAACCUCCUCAGCCUCCAGGACCCUGCUGGUUUUGCCUUGCCAGCCCUGAAGUGGAGAAGCAUUUGGUGGUCAACAUUGGCACACAUUGCUACCUUGCCCUGGCCAAAGGAGGCUUAUCUGAUGACCAUGUCCUUAUCCUGCCCAUUGGACACUACCAGUCAGUGGUAGAGCUUUCAGCAGAGGUGGUGGAAGAGGUGGAAAAGUAUAAGGCUACACUGAGGCAGUUCUUUAAGAGUCGAGGAAAACGGUGUGUUCUAUUUGAGAGAAAUUAUAAGAGCCAUCAUCUCCAGCUACAGGUUAUUCCUGUGCCACUCAGUCGCUGUGCUACUGAUGACAUUAAAGAUGCCUUCAUUACCCAGGCACAGGAGCAACAGAUAGAGCUACUGGAAAUCCCAGAGCACUCUGACAUCAAGCAGAUUGCACAGCCAGGAGCAGCCUAUUUUUAUGUUGAACUUGACACAGGAGAGAAACUUUUCCACAGAAUUAAAAAGAAUUUUCCUUUGCAGUUUGGAAGGGAGGUCCUGGCCAGUGAAGCCAUCCUUAAUAUUCCCGACAAGUCUGACUGGAGACAGUGUCAGAUCAGCAAGGAAGAGGAGGAGACCCUGGCUCGCCGUUUCCGGAAAGACUUUGAGCCCUUUGACUUCACUCUGGAUGACUAAGCAAAGGGAAAGGCACUUUAUAAACUUCACAGGAAGUAGUAGCAGCCUGUUUUUUAAGAAAAUACAGUCUUCCAUAGGGACUGUUUCCCUGCCUCUUUUUUUUGUGCAUUCCCACGGAACCUGUCUGAAGCAAGAGGCCUAAAAUGGAAUCUUUUUGGAAAAAGUCACAUUCUAGGAUGAAAACCCUGUAUUAAAAGCAUGUCUGUCACCCAGCUCCAAGCACAGCUUUUAUCAACCAACAUUUUCAAAAAUAUUUAAACUAUCAAAUUAAAUUCAAAUACUUUUCCAGGAACAUUUAGGAAGUGCCUUAUGUUCAUGUUACCUAUAACCACUGAAAUGAAGUAGUAUUUGUGUGUAACAGGAGCCAGGGCUUUAGGCCCAACUUUUAUCCCAGGAUCUCACAAGUGGCUUCUCCCUGAGCAACCUAGGAUGGGGAAGGGACCUAAGGCCUUUGCCAUUUUUCUUAUAGCCUUUAUUUUAUUGAUAUAAAAGAGUUCAUUCAGUCCUUCGGCAAAUACUUAACUCCUGUGUGCUAGGCAUUUUCUAUAGUCAUGUUUUUUUCCCAACAUGGUUUCUUUUGUCUCAGAGUUUACAGUCUAAUUUGGAAGAGAAGGGGCAGAUUUAAGAAAAGAUGAGUUCUGCUUUAGAUAUGUUGAGUUUUAGCGUGCUCGGAUAAUUAUAAACUCAUAGAGAUCCGGAUUUGUGAUAAGGCUUUCGGAUCAUCAAAGUAUAGGUGAAAUUAUGAGGAUGGAUAAGAAAAUAAGAAAAUGGUAGUACAGACCUACCACUCAUAGAGAUCUGGAUUUGUGAUAAGGCUUUGGGAUCAUCAGAGUAUAGGUGAAAUUAUGAGGAUGGAUAAGAAAAUAAGAAAGUGGUAGUACAGACCGAAGAUGAAGAUGACUACCUUGAAAAUAGAGUGAUCCAACAAGUAUAUGUCAAAGGAGCAGAGAGAGACAGACAUCACAGGAGAAUGCCAUAUCUUGGAGGCCAAAAGAGACUAUUUCACUUAAUCCUCAAAAUAUCAAUGAGGUAGAUAUUAUUACCUCCAUUUUAUACAUGAAACAAGACUGGCAAAUUUGAAGUUUAUGGAUCCUGAGGUCAACCAGCCCAGGAUUUUUAAUAAAAGAGCUAUGCAGCGUC
Molecule: messenger RNA, 4176 nt
Organism: Pteropus alecto (black flying fox)
Lineage: Eukaryota; Metazoa; Chordata; Mammalia; Chiroptera; Pteropodidae
Gene: CWF19L1
Product: CWF19 like 1, cell cycle control (S. pombe)
Exons: 14
Coding region: 1477-3036 (519 amino acids)
Biological process (GO): mRNA splicing, via spliceosome
Cellular component (GO): post-mRNA release spliceosomal complex
Molecular function (GO): RNA lariat debranching enzyme activator activity
Source: RefSeq, a predicted model, not a curated record